This is a messenger RNA of Knipowitschia caucasica, 822 nucleotides long. Lineage: Eukaryota; Metazoa; Chordata; Actinopteri; Gobiiformes; Gobiidae. The record is from the annotation of a GenBank genome assembly.
AUGGACACGGCUGGUUUCCUGGUUCUGCUGCUGAGUUCCUCUUUUCUCUUUGAGGGGAAUUGUUUGGAUGAUUCUGGACCAAAGUCUGAGUCUUCUGAGCUCUGUCCGUCUGACAUUGACUCAGUGCUGAGACAGAUGAGCGCUGCACUGUCUGCACAGCAGGUGGAGAUCAACCAUAUGCAGGAGGGGAUCAGACAACUGAAGGAGGAAAACAGACAUCUGCUGCAGGAAAACCAGGAGAACAAAGUGGAGAUCAGACAACUGCAGGAGGAAAACCAGGCCAUGAGGACAGAGGUGGACUCCCUCCUAAACAACGACAAAGCUCAAGAGGCUGCACUGGAGCGUCUGCAGACCAGCUCCUCUGUCACUGAACACAAAGUGGAAGCUCUGACUCACGACAAAACAGUGUGGCAGGUGGCCUUCUCUGCUGCUCUGGUAGAUUUUCGAAGUCAGAGCUUUGGGCCUGAUGACACUGACACUACACUGGUCUACAAACAUGUGGUCGCAAACAUUGGAAAUGCCUACAACCCACAAACAGGGAUCUUCACAGCCCCAGUCAGAGGAGUGUACCACUUCCAUGUUCAUAUUUUUGAACUCUUUGGUGGAAGUCACUAUGCGAUAGUUUCUCUGGUGAAGAAUGGGACAAAGAUGGUGACAGCCUGGGAGGUGCACUCUUCGGGUCAUGGCUCCUCCUCCAACUCCAUGUCUGUGCUGCUGGAGGCGGGAGAUGAGGUUUAUGUGGUUCUCUGGAGAAGCGCUCGUAUUUUUGACGACACGGAUCACCGCAACACGUUCAGUGGUCACCUGCUGUUCACCGUCUGA